AUGAGUAAAAAGUGUGCAAAAUGUUUGAAAACGGUGUACCCGACGGAGGAGUUGAAGUGCUUGGACAAGAUUUGGCACAAGCUGUGUUUCAAGUGUGAAGUAUGUGGUAUGAUACUAAACAUGAAGAAUUACAAAGGAUUCGAGAAGCUGCCGUAUUGUAAUGCUCAUUGCCCAACGGUCAAGCACACACAAGUGGCAGACACUCCUGAAACCAGAAGAAUAGCUGAAAACACAAAGAUUCAGAGCAAUAUACAGUAUCAUGCUGACUUUGAGAAAUUGAAAGGGCACAAGACUUCAGUAGCAGAGGAUCCUGAAAUUGAGCGCAUCCGACAAAACACUCAAAUUCAGUCCAAUGUCAAUUACUGGGGACUCCGGGAACAGCGAGGCAAGAUGGAAGUGAACAGACCUCUAGAGUCUGUCGAUGAUGGCAAAAUUAGCGACUACGAUCCAGUAGAACCCAGCCGUGACUCACCGUACAGUCAACGCAAUUCAGCAAAUGUCGUCUAUCAGUCACAGAGAGGAGAAGUUCAAGCCCAAAAAGUGCAGCCAGGAUCUAUCGCAGACUAUGACCCCCUGAACCAGCUGCACAGCUCUGUGGUGCGCAACAGCCAGGGGCCAGCACUGCCGCAGGCCCCGCCGGCACACUUUAGCCAGCCCCAGCCAUUACGAGUGGAGCCACCUUCAGCUAAACAGGUUAUCUACCGUGCAAUUUACGACUACACCGCCGCAGACGCCGAUGAAGUUAGCUUUCAAGAUGGUGACCAGAUCAUCGACGUCGAAGUAGUGGAUGCUGGCUGGAUGAUGGGUACUGUACAGAGGACCGGACAUCACGGCAUGUUGCCUUCAAACUACGUCGAACGAGUCAACUAA
Messenger RNA from Candidula unifasciata, 870 nucleotides. The record is from the annotation of a GenBank genome assembly. Lineage: Eukaryota; Metazoa; Mollusca; Gastropoda; Stylommatophora; Geomitridae.